This is a messenger RNA of Clonostachys solani, 1044 nucleotides long. The record is from the annotation of a GenBank genome assembly. Lineage: Eukaryota; Fungi; Ascomycota; Sordariomycetes; Hypocreales; Bionectriaceae.
AUGAGCUUCCCUGGUGCCGGCGCACCUCCAGAAGGCGUUGAGCCAGACCUAGAAAACCCCGAAGACGUUCUUUGGACAUGUAACUUCGUGACCCAGGGACUCACCAUAUUUCUUGUCACUAUUUUCGCUCUGGUUCGACUGUACGCCAAACACAAGCUGUUUGGCGGCAAGUUUACAUGGGAUGACUCCGGAGUAUAUGGCGCGGGCCAUAACCAGUGGGAGGUGAGGAAGGAGGAAAUAGAGAAUUUCUACAAAGCAGGAUACGCAGCCACCAUAUUCUAUGCGCCCAUGACUCUUUGCGUCAAACUUUCGCUUUUACUCCUCAUUGCCCGCGUCUUCGGCAGUGUUCAUAAGAAGACAAUGUGGGGAAUCCGCAUUCUCAUUGGGGGAAUCGUGGCCUACUACGUCUCGGGCGUUUUCAUCAAGAUCUUCAUAUGCUGGCCCAUCAGUGCAUACUGGCGUGGUGAACGGGAGAAAUGCAUGAAUCAGAGUGCCAUCAUCACUGCAGACGCCAUCAUUAGCGCGAUAAGUGACUUGGCUAUCCUUCUGCUCCCUACACCCCUCACCUGGUCCCUGCAGCUUGCAUUGAAGAAGAGGCUUCGAGUAAUUGCUAUGCUGUGCGCCGGGGGCGUUGCAACUGCAUUUAGUCUCUAUCGAUUGGUUCUCAUCCUUUCUGAGGCGAACUCCCAGAACCAAAGCAUUGUUUUUACCAAGGUCAUUCUCUCAGGCAAUGCUGAAGUUGGCCUCGGGCUCAUAUGCUCGUGUUUACCAGCCGUCAAUGCCCUUUAUAUUAAAAGAGUCAAAGGGUCAUCGUAUUUUGCACGACAUGAGUAUCAAAACCAGUAUCACCGCUCCGCCCACAAUGAGCCUGGUCGUGGCGACAUCCUGAUGACGAGGACAAUCCGAAUCAACACCUCGUCUAAACAAAGAGGCGAUGGCGAAAGUAUAUUAACUGCCGGCUGUGAUGAUGCCGCACUGAUUGCAGAAGCGCAGCAAGCGCCCCGAACGGACACACCAAGCAGAAAAUCGGAUUCAAUCGUAUGA